AUGCAGUUUUGCUUUUGUUAUCUUUGCCGGCAGAACCCAAAUUAUCAUCCUGCUCUGGAGUCCUCAGUCUUGAGACCGACUGGCUGGCUCUGCUCAAAAAUCGACAGCGCGCACUGCCAAUUUUCAGGAUCGACCUCCAUUCCUCCAUUCUUGACCCGCGAGUCUGGUGAUAAUGUGAUGGUUCUGAAAGUGAAAAAAACGCACAAGCAUAGCCAAGAUCUAACAGUCUUGCAUAAUCGCCCCAUACCAAGUACAAUACUACAAACUACAAACCUGCCUCGCCUUCUCUGCCUUGCUGGAUAUCCGAUACAGUAG
Molecule: messenger RNA, 315 nt
Organism: Aspergillus calidoustus
Lineage: Eukaryota; Fungi; Ascomycota; Eurotiomycetes; Eurotiales; Aspergillaceae
Source: the annotation of a GenBank genome assembly